AAACCUCCGCAUGUGAGGUGUUGGGUAUCCUGCCCUCUCUGCCAUUGUUGGGUUUCCGUGUCUGCUCUCUGUAACUUCUUCUCAGACCCGGAAACCCUAAUACCCCAACUGCUACUGAACGGACGACAUAGUCUCUCUCUCUCUACUUGCAUUUUUUCCUGCUACGAGCUUGGUAUAUUUGGGGAUUCGAUUCUUUUCGGCUCUGGGGUAUGAGGUGAAUAGGUGAGAAAAUUGGACUGAAGCUGUGCCUGGGUACUGAAAAUUACAUAUUUCUGGUGUGCAAUUUUUAUUCCUGAAACAUUAUGAGAGUUCACACGACCUUUCAGCUUAUUUCCUACUCUGAAGAGAUUGUAAAUGGAGAGCCAAUCCUUGUUUCAUCAAACAGCCUUCCUGUGAAGGCUUUAAAUUUUGAACCUGCUGGGCAUGCUUUCCACUCUGCCGCAUUAAAACUUCUUGGUUGUAGCGAGGAAGAAGAUACAGAUGGUGAUAAUGAAAGCGUGUCCAAUGAUAAGGACAAGACAUAUAUGCCAUCAUCUGAGUCAUAUAGCACUAAAAGCAAAAAGAAAUCUGGUGCUGGAGGUAAGCAACAAGAUCAUUACGCAUUACUGGGCUUGAGCCAUUUAAGGUACCUUGCCACCGAAGAACAGAUUCGAAAAAGCUACCGUGAGACUGCACUUAAGUAUCAUCCUGACAAACAGGCUGCUCUUCUUCUUGCUGAGGAAUCUGAAGCUGCAAAACAAGCAAAGAAAGACGAAAUUGAGAGUCAUUUCAAGUCCAUUCAAGAAGCAUAUGAGGUGUUAAUUGAUCCUGUGAAGAGAAGGAUUUAUGAUUCCACAGAUGAGUUUGACGAUGAAAUUCCUACUCAUUGUGCUCCCCAGGAUUUCUUCAAGGUAUUUGGUCCAGCUUUUAUGAGGAAUGGGCGAUGGUCAGUUAACCUGCCAGUCCCUUCUUUAGGUGAUGAUAAAACGCCACUAAACGAAGUGGAUAACUUCUAUAAUUUUUGGUACAGCUUUAAAAGCUGGAGAGAGUUCCCCCAUGCAGAUGAGUUUGAUCUUGAGCAAGCUGAGUCCCGUGACCAUAAGAGGUGGAUGGAGAGACAGAAUGCAAAACUUUCAGAAAAGGCAAGAAAGGAAGAAUAUGCACGGGUACGUGCUCUUGUUGACAAUGCCUAUAAAAGGGACCCAAGAAUACUGAGAAGGAAGGAGGAGGAGAGAGCUGAAAAACAGAGAAAAAAGGAAGCCAAGUUUCUGGCAAAGAAGCUGCAGGAGGAAGAAGCAGCCAGAGCUGCUGAGGAGGAGAGACGACGGAAAGAGGAGGAAGAAAGACAGGCUGCAGAAGCUGCUUUGCGUCAGAAGAAGACUAAGGAGAAAGAGAAAAAGCUUUUGCGGAAAGAGCGGACUCGUCUUCGAACCCUUUCUGCACAUGUUCUGUCCCAGCGUUUACUCGAUCUCAAUGAGGAUGAUGUGGAAAGUCUUUGUAUGUCGCUUGAUAUUGAGCCACUUAGGGAUUUGUGUGACAAGAUUGAGGGUAAACAUGGUUUAGAGCAAGCUGAGCUUCUCAGAGAUGCAUGCGGAUAUAACAAAAUGGAGAAUGAGAAAAAAGUUGAGAAGAUUUCAUCGCAAAAAGCUUCUGUGAAUGCCAACGGAAGUGUCUCAUUAAGCAGCUGUGAGAGAAAGGACAAGCCUUGGGGCAAAGAGGAGAUUGAACUCUUGAGGAAAGGGAUGCAGAAGUAUCCAAAAGGAACAUCCCGUAGGUGGGAGGUAAUCUCUGAGUACAUUGGCACGGGAAGGUCUGUGGAAGAAAUUCUCAAGGCUACCAAAACAGUUCUUCUCCAGAAGCCUGAUGCUGCCAAAGCUUUUGACUCAUUCCUUGAGAAGAGAAAACCCGCCCAGACAAUUGCAUCUCCACUUACUACUAGAGAUGAAAGUGAAACAAAGGGAGUGUCAACAGUUAGUGGGCUUGAAAGCACUAGUGUUGCUAAAGUUGAUAAUUCAAAAGAGUCUUCAAGCAGAAGUUUGAACCAUGGGAAUCCUGAUGAUUUGGCUAUUCCAAAUGGGGUAUCUUCGAGCAUGGAGCAAGAUAUGUGGUCUGCAGUUCAAGAAAGGGCACUAGUUCAAGCAUUAAAAACCUUCCCAAAGGAAACCAGUCAGCGUUGGGAACGAGUUGCUACUGCAGUUCCUGGGAAGACUGUCAAUCAGUGCAAGAAGAAAUUUACAUUGCUGAAAGAGAACUUCAGAAACAAGAAAAAUGCAGUUUAGUUUGUUGGGUUUGCCUCUGAUGGUGCAUUUGGACAUCUUUUGUCCGCUUGCUCUCUCUAUCUCUAGGUUCAAUUCAUUCCUCCACUGUGCCAGAAGGAUACAAGUCCCCUUUUUCACUGCACAAUUUGACUGUUGCGGCUUUUGUUGUUAUGUCAUAUAGUCAUAUAGAUUAUAUAUCAGAUAUUUUUGGAGAUGAAGAGCCUUUCAGAUGGAUCUAUUCCAAGGAAUUCUUCUUUUGAGGUACCAUUUAAGUUCUAACUGAGACUAUGCUUUAUGGUUUACAUUAUAGUAUUGGGGUUCUAUGUGUCAUAUUUGGGAGAGCAGAAGGUGACUGGAAGUUUGACGUAGGUUUCCCCACAUACCUGAACAUGUCAAAUGGAUCGUCUCAGAAGAGUUAAAAUCUUCUCCAAUUUUCUUCUACAAUCCUUUGUAGUCGUACUAUGUUACGUGACAUGUUAGCUGCGCUCCAAGCCUUAAGAUGUGCUUAAUGUAUGGAUGAUUUAUUCUCCAAUUUUUUUCUGCUGAAGAUUAUUUAUUAUAUUCAUACGCAUUAUAAAGAAGCUACUUUGAUCCA
Messenger RNA from Malania oleifera, 2832 nucleotides. RefSeq lists its product as uncharacterized. Gene Ontology annotation, molecular function: Hsp70 protein binding; ribosome binding. The transcript is spliced from 2 exons. NCBI's taxonomy places the organism in Eukaryota, Viridiplantae, Streptophyta, Magnoliopsida, Santalales, Ximeniaceae. The record is from RefSeq and is a predicted model, not a curated record. Bases 303 to 2258 code for a protein of 651 amino acids. Gene Ontology annotation, biological process: regulation of translational fidelity; 'de novo' cotranslational protein folding. Gene Ontology annotation, cellular component: cytosol.